UCUUUAUGAUCUUGCAUAGUGAUAAAGGUCCCUGGGUCUCCGGUUGCGUAUUGUUGGACACGGAACUCCGGAUGAGCGCAGAAACUGGCAGUGAGAACCGGUUUAACUUUACCUAGACAAGACGAGACGAAACUUGUCCUCUCGCUGAACAGGUUGAGUGUCCGUCAUGGUCAUCCAUAGCGUAUAGGUGAAGGUGUGAAUACAGCAACUAAAAACUUGGGUGCGGACCAAACAACUAUACUGAGACUCAGCUGAAGAGGUGGUCUUGGACCAGUUUCAAACAAACCCUGGGGUGUGUGUGCAUGUGGCCACAGGUGGCGCAAGAGGACCAUGGAGCCCGAUGUCAUCCGUCUGUACUCUUCCUCUCCCCCUCCACUGGAUGAGGCUGGAGAGGAAGAAGAGGAGGAUGAGUUUGGUGAGUUUGGUGAGUUUGGGGGUUUUGAUGGCGGAGGAGUGUCAUCCAGUUUCAGCUCCUCAGACAUCGACACGCCCACAACCUUCAACCAAUCAAACGCGCUGGAUGAAUCUCCACCUGACCUGUACAUCAAAUCUAUACAGAAUGUCGCUGUAUCAGGGAAGAGUGGAUGGGCUAACGAGAGAAAAAUGGUAGGAGAAUCAAUUAGCAGUGUCGAGAAAACAGAACAGGAAUUAUCUGAGACGGUCACAAAUUUGUCAUCCUUCGAUCAGAAGGCACUCUCUGCUGAACAUGGUCAGAACACUCCCUCGAUACUUCCUGAUGUCCGAAUCAGCAUUUCAAGUGAUGGACACGUCCUCAGUAAUGGAUACAGUGAGUCUUGUGCAAAUUCAGAGCUGGACAGAGCUCUUUCCACCUGCUUACAAAGCACGGACACUGAAGUACACUCUGGACUGGACGUCAACGUAGUUGAUGUGUUAGUUGGAAACCAGCUGAUCAACAAAACGGACAACCUGCCUGAUUCAAACAAUCACUCAUCCCAUAAAGAAGCAUCUGAACCUGAAGAGACGGAAGUCAGACUGGAGGUUUGUGGCGACUCCAAGUUGUUUAGUUGUAGAGAUGCACAAGAACCUGAAGGUGAGCAUAAACAAACGAAGAACUUUGUUGUUUGUGGUCAACAUGAAGGGUCUGUGGACUGUGAUGACAUAGCCGAAGCAGAGACGGCCCCCUCCAUGGAUGUAGAUCUAAUCUCUGACACUCAGAUAAGUGGAGACACAAGGGAAAUUCAUAGAUCGUUUGCAAACACGGCGAACAAGGAUUUUGGCGCUUUCAGAGAUGCAUCUCAGGGUUUCUCGGACUUCAGCCGGACUGAAUCUAUAACACAAGAAGGAUUUCCUGAAUUUGUCACAGCGAUGUCCAGGUGCUCCACGGAUGAUGAGUUUGGUGACACGGACACCCUGAAGGACUUCAAGGAGGACGACGAGCUGGCUGAGGAAGCAGCGUGCGAUGAAGGAGCUUUUUGUUCUGAGCUGCCUCCCAGUGACAGUUUUGCCGACUUUAGUGCAGCUCCAUUUGGAGGAGUGGAGGAGUUGCAAGACAACUGGACUGCAUUUGGACCCAAUGAAGGCACAAAAGUGGAUCAGGAUUCAUGGGCCACAUUUGGGGAGGAACAGACUACUUACCUGGGUAAAGAAGAACUAGAUGUUGAGACUUCAACAUCGCCCUCUAGUGGUGACCUCCAGGGUAGCACUGCUGAGUUUUGCUGCAAAUUACAGCAUCUCUUCAGAACCGCCUUCCCUUUAGAUGUCCAUCCUGAUGUCAGCGGGGUCACUGAGGUUCUGCCCCUCCACAAAUUCCUGCAGGCUCAGAAUCCUCAGGAGCAAAGGGCACAGGAGAAUUCAUUGGCCUUGUGGUGCCACCUUCAGGAGAUCCACAGCAGUCAUGGCCUUAAGUUCAAGUGGGCAGGUUCCCAUAGUAACAGAAUUCUUCUGGAUUGCCUAGGAAUCAGGAAUAUUUUGUUCACUGGAGACAAGCAGCAGCCAGUGAUCGUGCCUAUGUUUGCUGCUGGACUGGGAAUGCUGGAACCCACCAAAGAGUCUCAAAAAUCUCCAGCCUCCCCUGCACUUUCCCCUUCUGUUUCUGUGGAGAGUGGAAAUAUUCUAUGCACUCAGGUGGCGUCCUCUUUGGCCAUUAGUAUUGACGAUGGUGGAAUCUCAGUGCUAAAUUUGGACUAUUUUGGGCCUGUGGAUGAAUGUAGCUCAGAUAGUGAAAAUGACACUCCACUACCAGGUGUUGAUCCAGAGAUAUAUGAACUGACUACUGCUAAAAUUGAAAACACCACUGGUCGCAACAUUGCAGAUGCAUUUACAAAACUCAUGGAGUCUAUGGAGAAAACUACAACAGCCAGGAGGCCAGAAAAAGAGGAAAAGACAAGCGAGGAAGCAGCAAAGGUCAUCUCUCUUCUCCCUGACCUCUCCUUCAUGCAGGCCAGGGUUUUAAUGUUCCCCUCCAUUCUAACUCCAGCAGCCAAUCAAAUAUAACCAAACACGGUAUCAGCCAAUCACCUUUCAAAGAUUUCAAAGUCAUUAUGGCAUCAUCAUUUAUUCAGUUCAUAGACAGCUACAAAAAAACAAACAGAUCAAGUCAUCGUUUCUUCAAAAAAAAAAAAUCCCAUUUAAUAUAAAAAAGUAACCUUUUAAAAGCUCCCUAUUUCUCCACUCCUGCAGUUAUUACAGGUUUUUUUGUUUAGGUGAAUUGAAUCGCCCUGUUAUGUGUGAAAAUGUUCCAGCAGAAAAUAGACUCACCUGUCUUUUAUACACAGUAUUUAGAACAGUAGAUUUACUGUUAAUGUCUGAUACAUGUGUUUAUGAUUUUAUUUUUGAGUGCUGUUUGUGAAAAUGUGAGUACUUUUCACUCUGUGAAAUGCAGAAUUGCACAUUUUACUACUUGAAAUCUGAGCCUGUAAAUCAGGAAUGGGCAACUUUGGUCCUGAAGAGUCUCUCCUGCAGAGUUUAACUCCAGCCCUUAUCAAACACACUCGAACAAGCUAAUCAAUGUCUACAGGAUUACUAGAAAGCUGCUGGCCUGUGCAUUUUUAUCAGGGUUGGAGCUAAACUUUAGGAGCUAAAGACCGAAAUUGCCCAUUCCUGAUUUAAGUCAAUACUGACUCCUGGUUGCUAUACACACACACACACACAUUAAUAUGUGCUUUUCUUUUUAUUUCUCUGUAUUGUUUUAAAUGUUAUUCAGUUCAGUACUUCCUUUAACUCAUUUUGAUCAAUUUUUACGUUCUUGUACACUUUAUUCAGUGUAGUACUGAAUUGCCCUGAUAUUCUAACCAUCGUUUCUUUUUUACUGCCUUUAGUUUAGUAAUUUUAUUUAUUUUAUUUUCCCACAACUGACAAGCACACGAGAAGAUUAUAUCAUUUAAUUUUUAGAACUUCAAUAAGGGAACUGCGUAUGUGUGUGUCUGCUUUUUUUUAUUUGUGAUUUGUUUUUGUCUUAUCAAUGUCUUUUCACUGAAUUAUUUUAAAGGUGGAUCUUUUGCACAAUCUGGUAUAAUAUGAAUAUACAGCAGUUCUAUGACGUCUUAAAGAAAUGAUUGAAAUAGUUUGUACUGUUCCUGUGGAAAAGAGUGUAUAAAGGAAUUUGUGUCUUUGUCUUCUGUUGUAAAUUUGCAUUUUGAAGUUUAACAAUAAAAAGGCAGAUAAACUAGUUA
This is a messenger RNA of Pimephales promelas (fathead minnow), 3632 nucleotides long. Lineage: Eukaryota; Metazoa; Chordata; Actinopteri; Cypriniformes; Leuciscidae. The record is from RefSeq and is a predicted model, not a curated record.